Messenger RNA from Acanthaster planci (crown-of-thorns starfish), 2541 nucleotides. It is a transcript of the gene dcakd, whose product is annotated as dephospho-CoA kinase domain containing. The record is from RefSeq and is a predicted model, not a curated record. Gene Ontology annotation, molecular function: ATP binding; dephospho-CoA kinase activity. Lineage: Eukaryota; Metazoa; Echinodermata; Asteroidea; Valvatida; Acanthasteridae. Gene Ontology annotation, biological process: coenzyme A biosynthetic process.
CGAGAGCGUAGAUAACCAAUAUAAUGAUGAACGCUGGGGAAGUAAUAACUUCAGCAUUCAUGUAACUGUAAUUACUUGUUAAUGGAAAUCUCUAGAAAAGUGUAUUUGGUUUGGAUUUCAUAAGCUUGGCGAUACUGAUACAUUUGGGGGACACAAUCCCGAGCCAUGUAUUUGAUUGGUCUGACUGGUGGCAUUGCAUCUGGUAAGAGCACCGUCUCCAACUUCUUCAGAGAGCUGGGAUGUCCGGUCAUCGAUGCCGAUUUGAUUGCUAGAGAGGUGGUUGUGCCCAACAGACCCUCCUGGAAGCUGAUUGUUAAACACUUUGGCAGUGACAUACUGCAAGAGGACGGUACCAUUGACAGACCUAAAUUGGGGAGGAUCAUCUUUGGCAAUGACGACAAGAGACACCUGUUGAACUCAUGUACUCAUCCUUACAUCCAGAAGGAAAUGAUGUGGAGAGUGUUCAAGUACUUCCUGAAAGGUUAUCCGUAUAUUAUCUUGGAUAUUCCUCUUCUACUAGAAGGCAGUGCCUUGAGGAAGUUCCUACGGAAAGUUAUUGUGGUAUACUGCGAUGAGGAAACUCAGCUCAACAGACUCAUGACGCGCAGCCACCUCAGCCAAGAGGACGCCCUCGCAAGGAUCAGCUCCCAGAUGCCAUUGUGUGAGAAACGCAAGCAAGCUGAUUACAUUAUUGACAAUUCAGGCAGCGUCGCAGACACCAAGCUGGCGGUAGACUACCUGAACAGACAGUUCCAGACAUCGUAUGCUCACUGGAAACUCCGACUGAUUUUGGCAGCGGGAAGCAUUGGGCUCACUUUAGCUAUCUAUGGACUUUUGAAAAUUGUUUUAUGAUUUGUGUUAUGGGUUCUAAUUGUUUUACAAGAUUCCAAAUCGAAUCAUCACGGUAAAAUCACAUCAACACAGCUUAGAAAAUGUUGUCCAAUGACAUAAUACGAUAUACAAAAUGGACACCGGACAUGUAAAAUCAUACACAAACAAAACUCUUUGGGCUGUCUAUUAUAAAGGGGCAUAGCUACUAGCAAUAUAAGACAAUUGCUGUCCUAGACUAUUCUCCUCGCCUAUCCACACAGUAAUUAUAUUUGGGUGGGAAACGUGAUCGUUAGAAAACCUUUCUGUUCAAUCCCAGCCAGACAAGACAGGGUUGCCAAGCUUAUUAAAACAGAAUGUGAAGUGACAGGUGCAUGUGUCCCCAGCUUACAAUUUUUACAUACAGACUAUGCCACCAUUUACCCAGGCAUGUCACUUUGGUGCACUUUUCAUCUCAAUUAUUUCUCAAAAGACAAGGCCUGCAGAAAAAAACCUGAACCCAUCACCUUCAAAUUAGGGCAAGUUGGAGCGUGAGCUCUAGUUCGACCAGGAGUCCGAUGAUUUUUAACAAUGCGCAUGCACAAUUCAGUUACACCUAAAUGACAUCAGUCGUCCUCUUUAAAAAUCUCAUCAUUAGUCACAUUUCAUCAUUGGCUGCAAAUCUUGCAGCAUACAUGUACAUAGCCUUUGAAAUCCUGUACAGUUACUUUCAUCUGAAUGGUUCCCCUUGUAACAAUACGUGAAAUGGGUUGCUGAUAUCCAGAGGUGUGAAGGUACCCUGGAACCUGGUCCCAAAUUAUCGACUUGACAGUCCAAACCAUUCAUCAUUUGGGCAGUGUUAGUUGAACGACAGUUAACUACAGUCAUCACUCCAACUUGCCCUUCGAAAUUCAAUUUCUCACGACCCACUGCAAGGAGUAGAUUCUUCAAAUUGAAGCUUGGCCCAUCUCGUGGCAACAUGAGUCGGUUGUUACUAACUCUGAUGCAGCAAAUACCAGGCAUGAAUAUGCAAGAUACUGUAAAUGUUGCAGUUUCUAACAGCACGUCGGAAGAAAAUCAGGAAGGAAUAAUUGGCCAAUCCGGGGAAAUGCUACAUAUAAGUAAAGCUCUCAUGAGAAUGAUACCCAUUUCAUGUUUUUCAACUUCCUUUGGUUACUGAACAACAUGUGUCAGAGGUAUGUAUAUGUUACAACUCAAUUUUGUUGCUUUAUUCUUUCACCAGAACACUUUUCUUUUAUUUCACAACGGAAAGUCGGAGUAAGAUGGCACUCAAAUGUUAAUCUGACGACAAAAGUUCAUGGCAUAAAAAAAAUGAAAGUCUGACGGAAACAAUCAAGAAAUGUGCGAGUCUUAUCACCUGAUAGGAACAUUAAAAGACAAUUUUCUCACUACAUCUGUGACAGCUUGGUAAAACAAGUACAGAAAGUAUUUUAAAAAAUAAUUUAAACACAGGUGUAGGCGUCUGAUCAAAGUGUUCAAAAAUUACCCAGUAGAGUGUACAUGUAUGUGUAUUCAGAAUCCAACUUGAAACCAAAGUACCCAAUGUUACCCAUUGAGGUGCAUCCAGGGGUACACUGUGUACGCAGCUGUACCUAGUCCACCUAUUCAUGCCCAUAUCAAAUUAAACCAAGGUACGCGUAACAUUCCAGGUGGUGCUCAUGUUAGAUAAAAAUGUACCAGUCUUUCUUCAAAACAGAUUUUACUUUAUGACUA